CCUCCCCACCCCUGCGCCGCUUCAGGUGUAUGACAUCAUCAACGACUAGUCAAAGUCGACUCGAUUUGCAUUACUUGACAGUCGACUUAAAAAAAAUUAAGUCAUGCAGCCCCUACCACACACUAGUGCAGGGCUAUUCGUUUCCGGGCCUUGAGUGCCGGUAUCCAGCACCUUUUAGUGAUUUCUCUGCUCCAACACACUAGACUCAGUGGUUGAAUCACCUGUGCAGCAGCUCAUCAGACUCUGCAGAAGCCUGUUAAUCACCUGCUGAUUGAAAUCAGGUGUGUUGAAGCCGAGUUAAAACUAAAACAUGCUGAUACCGGCCCGCCAGGCCCGGAACACGGAGCGUUCUCCCAGCGGCAGCCAGGUGCCUCUCGUUUGUCUGACUACUUUCAUAAACUACUGUUAGGGCAAAGAAUUAUUCUGUCUGGAGCUUUCAGCGCUGCACAGAUGUUACGUAAAUGUUAAAAAUAUAGCUUACCGCAACUGUUGUAAAGUUUCCGGUGCCACCGGGCAGCUGCAGCAGAGACGAUCUCUGAAAAAUGUCCGCGACACGGACUCCGUUGUUGUCUGGAAGUUUAUUUUUUCCAAGUUAAGAAAAGAGGCGGGCGUGUUUCCUAAAUCCUGCAUCAGUCCAAGCAAGGCAACUUCUUUCUGUUUUUAUUCUGUUUUAGUAGCCAUUAGCACUGUGCAUUGUUGUGUGCGUCAGUGAUAUUUGGUCUACGAGGAAAUCGCGCAAUGACAAAGGUUCCGCCGUGCUCGAAAAGCAAGCUGCGAUUAAAUGCGUUAAUUUUUUUACGCAUCAUUUUUUUUCUAAUUAAUUAAUCAAUUAACGCGUUAAUGUCACAGUCCUAAUUACGAUUUUCAUAAAAUUAUAUGUUACAUAUAUUUAAUGUGAUAGUAAAAUACUUUACAUGUAGAUACAUUUUGUCAUAUCUUUCAUUUAUUAAAAUAGAUUAACUAAAUGUGCAAUUUUUCACAUUAUGUAAUUUCUUGCUAUACAUGGCCUAUAUCUGCACAUAUAAAUGAUGACAUCUGUUUAUUCUUUAAUAAAUACAUAUAUUUUAACUCUGAAUGAUCUCUCUCUCUAAACAUAUAUGUAUUUGUACACACAUAUUUGUAUGUGUAUAUUACAUAUAGUCUCACAUAUAUUCAGAUAUUUGGUGUUCAUAUACCUUUGCAUUUAUUUUAGAAUGAGUUAUCAGAUUUCUAUAUAUUGAAUUAUAUUGUUCAAUAUAUUACUGCAUAUUUUACAAUAUAUUCCAAUAUAUUUUUCUUCCAUUGACCUUUAAAGAAUAAGAAGCAUGAAGAGAAUAUCAGUAAUUUUGUGUAUUUUGAUGGAAAACCCCGUUUCUAACAUGCAUAAUAUUUGACUCUUUUUUAUUUUAGCAACUGCAGAGAUGAUAAUGUCCCUCAGGAUCGAGUCCUUGAGGAGUACACAUUAGCAGAUUUUCUUUGGAGGUCUAAAACGAAACACAAAGAUUGUUAAAAUGACUCAACUUCUUUUGUGUUGCAUGUUUUCUGUUAAAGUUUUCCAUUAAAUACAUUUUAAAAGAAGGCAGGAGUGUUUUCUUGCCUUGUUUGUUGUCUCUGGAAGAGGAAGAGUACGGGUAUGAUGACGAGUUCUCAGUGAGCCGUCUGUGUUUCUCCUCAGGGUAGAAAAUGUGAGAGGAACAUGAGAUAACGUGCAGAGAGGAGAUGCCAGGGAGACAGAGGGGAAAACGAGGAGGGGAUUGGUUUUCUGUCUGCGUUGUGUUUUUUUGUUUUUAUAAGAAGAAGAUAAGACAAAACCUUCUGCUGGUGUUGUGAACGCUCAGCUUAAACCCGCAGAUCCAGCUUCCCUCUGCUGCAGAUGGACGGAUGGCCGACAGGCGGGAGGGAGACGGGGAGAUGUGUGACAUGGAGCGAAAAUAACCCAAAGCUAAAAAUGAGCUGGCAGUUGGACGUACAGCGCAGUAGAGAGGAAUGGAGAGAGACGGAGCAGAAGCAGGAAGGACAGCGACAGAGACUCUGACUCUGAUGAUGUCAGAUCUUGUGUCCUUGGGGCAGACACGGAGGAGCGACUGGUGGAGCACCUCCUAAACCCAGCUCACUACAACAAGCUGAUCCGUCCCGCCACUAACGGUUCUGAGCUGGUCACGGUGCAGCUGAUGGUGUCGUUGGCCCAACUCAUCAGUGUGCAUGAAAGAGAGCAGGUGAUGACCACCAACGUCUGGCUAACGCAGGAGUGGCAGGACUAUCGUCUGACUUGGGUCCCUGAGGAGUUUGAUGGGAUGCUGAAGGUCAGGCUGCCCUCCAAACACAUCUGGCUGCCUGACGUGGUCCUCUACAACAAUGCCGAUGGGGUGUACGAGGUAUCCUUCUACUCUAAUGCGGUGGUGUCCUAUGAUGGAAGCAUCUUCUGGUUGCCGCCUGCUAUCUACAAGUCAGCCUGUAAGAUCGAGGUCAAACACUUCCCGUUCGACCAGCAGAACUGCACGUUGCGCUUCCGCUCAUGGACCUACGACCGCACCGAGAUUGAUCUCGUGCUUCGCGCUGACGUGGCCAGCAUGGAUGACUUCACUCCCAGCGGGGAGUGGGACAUCAUCGCCCUGCCAGGCAGACGAAACGAGAACCCAGCCGACCCCACCUACGUGGACAUCACGUACGACUUCAUCAUUCGCAGGAAGCCUCUGUUUUACACCAUCAACCUCAUCAUCCCGUGCGUGCUCAUCACUUCGCUGGCGAUCCUCGUCUUCUACCUGCCGUCCGACUGUGGUGAGAAGAUGACCCUCUGCAUAUCCGUCCUGCUCGCUCUCACCGUCUUCCUCUUGCUGAUCUCAAAGAUCGUCCCCCCCACCUCGCUGGAUGUCCCCCUGGUGGGGAAGUACCUGAUGUUCACCAUGGUUCUGGUCACGUUCUCUAUCGUCACCAGUGUGUGUGUGCUCAACGUGCACCAUCGAUCGCCCACCACACACACCAUGCCCCCCUGGGUAAAACUGGUGUUUCUCAACAAGCUUCCUGCUCUGCUCUUCAUGCGCCAGCCGAGGAACAGCAGCGAGCGCCAGCGGCUACGUCAGAGGAGGAGGGCACAGGAGCAGAAGGAGGGCGGGCGUGGCGGGGAGCCGGGGGGCCUGAUGGUAGGCCUUGGGCUUGGCGGCACUGGUGGGAACGGAGGGGGAACCGCCACGGCGGCGUUUAGCAAAGAGGACAGCGAGCCUUGUACGUGCUAUGUGAACCGCGCUUCUGUGAAACAGUUUGGAGGGGAUUUGGCGGGUGCAGGAGGGGGAUCGAUGGACGGUCUGAACAGGGUGAGAGAAAGCGGUCCUGGGAACCCACAGAGGGGGAAGCAAGCAGCUGGGGGUCCUGCAUUAACUCAGGCCCUGCUGGCUCAGGCCUGUCCAGGAUUUGAUGAGGCUGUGGAAGGAGUCCGCUUCAUUGCCAACCACAUGAAGAGUGAAGACGAUGAUCAGAGCGUCAGCGAGGACUGGAAGUACGUCGCCAUGGUGAUCGACCGCCUCUUCCUGUGGAUCUUUGUGUUUGUCUGUGUCUUUGGCACGAUGGGCAUGUUCCUGCAGCCUCUCUUCCAGAAUUACACAGCCAAAAGCAUCACCCACACACCUGGCUGACUCUCCGAUCACAAACACGCUAACAGACAGCUCCCUGACCAAUCAGCACUGCAGGACGUGGGUCGAAGGUGUGUGCGCGUGUGCGUGUGUGUGUGUGUGUGUGAGUGUGUGAGGGGGCAGGUCUUAGUUUUAUUGUAUUUAUGGAACUGGAAUCAAAGCUGGUACCGAACAGUUUCACAUCCGUUAAGUUUAUCGCAACGUUUUUUUGCAACGAGAGAACAUUUUUCUUGUACGAAGACGAAAGGAGAACACCCCGAACUCUCUGACCUCCUCUCUCUGGUGGAGAGGUCUCUCCUCUCUGAGUCUGGAUGCUGUGACGAUCCUCAAAGCCAGCCAAACAAACCCUGACUGCUUUACUGCAACAGACAUUACUCGAUAGCGAUGCUGAUGACUUGUAUUUGUGUCGGAGAGGGAAGGGAGGUCCAUCCUGAGUUGUUAUUCCUCUGAAAUCCACCACGUCUGUGAACUGACUCCAUAUAUUUUAAUCAUAGCAUAGCGGCUUGCCACAAUAUAGCAGUGAGUAACUCUAAUAAGAAUAUAUCUAUGUGAGGGUUUGAGGUGUGAUUGUACAGACGUGAAAAUGAUGUAAACUGUGUUACACCGCCAGUGACGCGUCCACUAACACGAUACGUGCAAGACCUGCAGAUCAAAGGGAGACGUUUUAUUCUGAAGGAGUCAAAACCUAGCAGAUAAGAGGAUGAUCAUGCAUGGAGAGGGGUCUUUGUCAGCGGAGGACGGCUGCAGCCAGCUGUGCCAGAGUCCACAGCUGCUCCCGAGAAAGGGAGGAAUCUGAGCCAAGAUGGAGGACUUUGCUGAAAAGGGGAGCGUUUGGCUAAAGGGAUACUUCAGAUUUGUUGUAGGGGUUUGUGGGAAGGCCAGACAGCACUUUCAACAAGUUUCUGUUUGAAGAAAUUAUUUAAUUAUGACAGAUUGAUAGGCUAACAGUCAGAGUGACGGGUAAGACCAAAGUGGAUUAUUACCAUCCUAAUUCAUUCACUGCCAGCCGUUUCCGGAUCAGAAAAGCUCCUGGCUGUUGUGUUGGGCUCUUGAAUAAACUCUGCUCAAGCGAUAACGUGGAGCAACCAUCACCUUUUAUUUUUAGCCUCGAACUGUUCACAUACCACACAUUUCCUCUCGCCCGUAAGUACCGCCCCCCUAGUGGCGUAUGAAUGUAUAUCAAUAUAGAUUACACCACACUGGCUGCCAGCGUUUUUGAGUGUUUUUACUGUUUUUGAAGAGCGUUGUGCUCUGUGAUGACGUCAACGGCAAAACUAGCAAAAGAAAGAGUAGACUCACUCCUUACAUCACGAAGAAUCGGCGUGUUUCCUGCGUUAUUUGAGAAAAAGGCUCAUGGUGCGCUGUCAUAGUCAUCAAUGACAGUAAAUGAGUUCAAGGCGUGAAACAUUGAAAAAAACCUUUUAAGGAUUAUUUCUGAUUCAAACGGUUCACUCUGAGGACAUGAGAAUAGUCUCCUACACUUAUCUCCUGCAUUAGCUUCUGAUAGAAAACAGACAGUGAAACUCUAGGAUUAGAAAAGCCUGACGGAUCUACGUCACGCUGUCACUUCCCAUCUAUGGACUCACCCAUCUGGACUCAGCGUCCAGGAAACAGCAGAGAGCGUCUCGACUAGUAGAAGCUAACCAUUAGCACUAACAGCUCCGCCACGCAGCAGAACUCCUCCAGGCUUGUGUUAUUUGCGGAGGUAAAACAUCAAAGUUGCAGAGCAGACAUAGUCAGUGGUAGGGUCGUGUUGCUGUUAGCCAAUCAGUGGAGAGAUGUCCACAUAUCAGGAAGUGGCAGUAUGAAUCCUGUCGUCUGAAGCUACUUUCUCCACUGGCUGAAUUUCCUGAUUCAGGCACAUCUGAGAUAUUUUUCCCUCCAGAAAACGACUCGCGAGGCAUUAAUUCCUACCAGAAACCAGCAGAGGCAUUGAUUAAACGAGUUUCCAACACUUUUAAAGAUGGCUACUGCGGUCUUAGCUAGCCGUUAGCUUGUUUUGGCUUAAAUUCAUGAAAACUUCUGAACUAUCCCUUUAGUAGGAAACCCGGGUCAGUUAAUCAGGCGUUUGGGGUGUGUGUAAUAACCCGUCUUCACAUCUGUUCAUUUAAUUCAGUCGUGAUCACCAGAACGGGAGCCUCUUAGCUCACGUUCCUGACCCACAUCCUAGACGCUGCUCUUUGUUUCCUGCUCCUUCUGUUCCUUUGUUUUCUACGCAGCAAAUUUGUUUCUAAAAUCCUCUUUUUUUUGCCGUCUCUCAUGUUUCAAUAACUAAAAGGAACACAUGGACCUGGCCAACAUAGAGCUGUCAUAGAAGGGAACAUGUUAUGCAACAUUUGUAUGAAAUUAAAAAAAGAAAAAUGCAAAUGAAGAAGAGGAAUAAAGCUGGAUCAGUUGCUGCACUAAAGACUGUAAAAUGCUUCCCUUUCCUCCUCGCUGUCACCCGCCAGCUUUUUACAGCCGUGCGGCCAGGAGCCUGCAGCAUCUCCCGGUGGGAGCUGCCUCUCAAGGACGGGAUUACCCACAGGGAUCCCCGGCAGAUCCCAAACAAGUGUGAAAAGCCUUUCUGAGACUGCGGAGCCAGAGUGCGUCUGCCUGCUCCCUUUGACCUUUGCACUCUUCGUCCUUUUCUUCUCACUUCCGUUCAUAUUUCACCCUCCCCUUCCUGACUCUAAAACCUGCUCACUGUAAGCAGCCCAAUAAAGGUUGUAGGUUCAUAUUAUU
This is a messenger RNA of Nothobranchius furzeri (turquoise killifish), 6329 nucleotides long. RefSeq names its product cholinergic receptor, nicotinic, beta 2 (gene chrnb2). NCBI's taxonomy places the organism in Eukaryota, Metazoa, Chordata, Actinopteri, Cyprinodontiformes, Nothobranchiidae. Gene Ontology annotation, cellular component: synapse; plasma membrane; postsynaptic membrane. Gene Ontology annotation, molecular function: acetylcholine-gated monoatomic cation-selective channel activity; transmembrane signaling receptor activity. Gene Ontology annotation, biological process: chemical synaptic transmission; regulation of membrane potential; signal transduction. The record is from RefSeq and is a predicted model, not a curated record.